AUGAUUGCGAUUGUCGUGAUUGGAGUGGUGGAUGUAGGAGAAAUGGUGAGAAAUGGCUCGAUGAUAAUACUUGGAUGUAUAGUUGUGAUGGAAAGGAUGGGUAGCGAUCGAUCCGAGAAGAUGUUAAUUCAGGCUGGUGAUAAUAAAACUGUUGAUGAUUUUUGGUUUAGCUGUAGCUACGAUACAUUCAGGCUUAAAUAUGAGGAAGAACCUCGAUGUAUAGUAAACGAUACACAGUAUCAUGUGGGUGAAUUAUUCAGACAGGAUUAUUUUCAGUGGCUUUGCCUGGAAAGUGGUCGGUGGAUUACAGGUUGUUAUUAUCAGAAUGAAACGAAACAUUGGAUUCUAUUGAAAAUUGGCCAAACUGGCUACAAUGGGCUGGUGAAACACGUUUGUGAUCGUUAUGAUGACUAUCCGGGAAGAGUACAGUACUAUGCUGAAGUGCGAAAGGAUGUACCUGUGAAGCAUCCCUCAAAUAAAGGUAAAAAUCAAAAUUUACCGGAGCUAAUCGAUAAUCGUUUGAAAGAAGCACCAAUUCGAUGGCUUCAUGCAAAUGCAGCUAAUUUUAUAGUUAAUAAUGAAGCCUUCAGAUUAAAGAUUCGUUAUCUAAGCGAUUCAAAACAAAUAUAG
This is a messenger RNA of Acanthocheilonema viteae, 630 nucleotides long. The record is from the annotation of a GenBank genome assembly. NCBI's taxonomy places the organism in Eukaryota, Metazoa, Nematoda, Chromadorea, Rhabditida, Onchocercidae.